This is a messenger RNA of Vidua macroura (Pin-tailed whydah), 3709 nucleotides long. RefSeq names its product tripartite motif containing 29 (gene TRIM29). The record is from RefSeq and is a predicted model, not a curated record. Gene Ontology annotation, molecular function: zinc ion binding. Lineage: Eukaryota; Metazoa; Chordata; Aves; Passeriformes; Viduidae. The coding region runs from base 122 to 1894 and encodes 590 amino acids. The transcript has 9 exons.
CAUUCCAGAGCCAUUCCUCGCUGAGACCAGGACCAGGCAGAGCCUGCCUGCCUUGGAGGGGGCCGAGAGACGGGAGCUGGAGCAGAGAGCGAGCAGAGAAACCACCGACCCUGUUUAGGCCAUGGAAACGGGGAGCGCAGCCAGGACAAACGGCACCACCAGCAAGCCCGAGGACGUGAAGAGCCCAACUGCCCCCAAAAAAGAAGAGGAAGCCAAGAAGGCCACGAGCCCUGGCGGAGGCGAGAAAGAAGCUAUAAAAGGCACGGGCGGUGCUGCCUUGGAGACAGGGCAAAUCAAGAGCUCCCUCUUCUCUGGGAGUGACUGGAAGAGGCCCAUCAUCCAGUUUGUGGAGUCAUCUGAUGAGAAGAGGUCAACCUACUUCAGCAUGGACUCGGCAGACUCCAAGAAGAUGCAGUUCACCAGCGGCCAGAUCGGAGACAUGAGGAGACCAGCCCUGAACUUCCCGGAGAAGGGCGACCUCAGGAAGUCCCUCUUCUCCUUGGAUUCCAAAAAGAGCUUCCUGCCCGCUGACGGGGAAGGGAGGAAGUCCCUGUUCUCCGCGGGGCAGAUGGGGGAGCUGAAGAAAUCUUCCCUGCCUCUGGUGGAGACGGGGGACCUGAGAAGACCCUUCAACAAGGCCGACAGAGCCGCGGGCUCCCGGCCCCGCGUGAAGCUCGAGGACGUUCUCUGCGACUCCUGCAUCGACAACAAGCAGAAGGCUGUGAAGUCCUGCCUGGUGUGCCAGGCUUCCUUCUGCGAGCUGCACCUCAAGCCCCACCUGGAGGGAGCGGCGUUCCGGGACCACCAGCUCCUGGACCCCAUCAGGGACUUCGAAGCCAGAAAAUGCCCUGUGCAUGGCAAGACCAUGGAGCUGUUCUGCCAGACAGACCAGAUGUGCAUCUGCUACCUCUGCAUGUUCCAGGAGCACAAGAACCACAGCACGGUGACAGUGGAGAUCGAGAAGGCGGGGAAAGAGACCGAGCUGUCGCUGCAGAAGGAGCAGCUGCAGCUGAAGAUCAUCGAGGUGGAAGAUGAGGUGGACAAGUGGCAGAAGGAGAGGGACCGCAUCAAGAAUUACACCACCAACGAGAAAGCCACGGUGGACCAGCACUUCAAGGAGCUGAUCCGUGACCUGGAGAGGCAGAGGGAUGAGGUGAAGGCUGCCCUGGAUCAGAGGGAGAAGAUCGCCUCGGAGAACGUGAAGGAAAUCGUGGAUGAGCUGGAGGAGAGGGCGAAGCUGCUGCGGGAGGACAAGGAGAACAGGGAGCAGAUCCACCAGAUCAGCGACUCCGUGCUCUUCCUGCAGGAAUUUGGGGCUCUGAUGAGGAAUUACGUGCCCCCUCCGUCCCUCCCGACCUACAGCGUGCUGCUGGAAGGGGAGAGCAUGAGCCCAUCCAUGGGGCUGCUCAGGGACGACCUCCUCAACGUCUGCAUGAGGCACGUGGAGAAGAUCUGCAAGGCAGACCUGGGCCGCAACUUCAUCGAGAGGAACCACAUGGAGAACGGGGACCACCGGUUCAUGAUGAACAACUACGAGUGGAACCAGCCCGACAACCUGAAGAGAUUUUCCAUGUUCCUGUCUCCCAAAGCCAAUUUCAACCCACGGUCAUGGGAAUUUUCCUCCUUCCAAGCGACCGAGGAAACACUUGUAGGCAAUGGCACUAAGCUGCCUUUUCAGUUCUCCUCGGUGGGACAGAAUCCGCCCGGUGACUUCAGCAAACAGUCUGAUGGGAGCCUCUUCACUAAGACCGCCUACCCUUCCAUAGUGAGGCACCAGUCUGCAAAGGUGACGCCACAGACGUGGAAAUCCUCCUCCAAGCAGUCUGUAUUGUCCCACUACCGCCCCUUCUACGUCAACAAAGGCAACGGAGCCACCUCCAACGAGGCGCCCUGAGCUGCUGCGGACGCGGGGAGAGCCGAGCGGAUUUCCACGGAUGUAGCUGCUCCCCUGCCACCCCCCUGCUGCCCUCUCUGCCAGGGCAGGGCAGGCAUGCCCCGUCCCCUCCUUGUCCCCUCCCUGUCCCCAGCUGCUCUGCCCCUCCUGGGAAUUGCGGACGCUUGGGUGGCACCCCCUGCUCGGCAGCUGUCCCCUUGUCCCCAGAGCUGGCUGUUCCCAGAGCUCUUCCCAGGCUCCAGCUUCUCCUGUGCCUCCCCACCCUGGGCACACCCAGCUCCCGCUGGGAUCAUGUCCCCUGGUGGGAUGUCCCCAGGGUCCUCUAUCAGCUCAGCUCUGCUGCUCACCUGCCAAAAAAAAAAAAAACCCCAGCAGGAUUUCCCCAGAGCUGCUGGAGGAGGACAGGGAGGCUUUCCAGCCCGUUCCAGUGCCCCUCCAGCCGCCUUUUCAAAUUAAGAAAUAAAAAGCAAAUCCAUCCUAGUAAUACAAGAUUGAUUAGAUGCCAUAGGUGCUGGGUGCUUUUCUAGUUUGUGGUGGUUUUUCUUAAUUCCCUUAAACCAAAAUUGAUUUAUAUACUGUAGUUUGUGUAUUUUAUAUCUUUUUUUUUUUUUCCCCUGGAGUGGGCAAUGAGAAUUACUGCCACAGCUUUUUUUGCUCAGGAUAAUAUUUUUGUAUUUGUCCCCUGGACAGAUGAAUCACAUUCAGGGCUGGAGAACCAUUCCAUGAUCUCCCUGAGGUGAUUUUUCCCCUCCGUGGACAAGCUGGGGGGUUCAGUCCACGCCGUGCAGGGGGAGAAAUGGGAAUAAGAGCCCUCAAAUGGUGAAAACCAAGAACUAACAGCUCCUUUUCACCGUUUGCUCUAUUCAAGCAGUUUUGGAAUGGCUUCCCCCCACUUUUUCCUGCUUGCAGCACCUUGCUGAGGGAGGUCCCACCUGAAAAUUCCUUCCUGGCUCAUCCCUUUGCAAAGACACUCAUGGCUUUUUAACCCAACACCUCAUCCAAAACUCCUAGGGCUGAAUUUUGAUCGCUCCAGAGCACUUGAAAUGUCACUUUAUGAUGAUUUUUAAUUUUUUUUUUCUCCCAUAAAGACCAGAGGGGGAAGGGGCUGGCGUGGUAGGGCAGGAUGUGACAAAAGGGAUGUGAAAAAAGGGAUGGAAUUGCUGGGAAAAGCACUGAGGGGUUUCAGGAUGUGUACGAAAGGAUAAAAUCAGCCCCCUCUGGUCUCACUGCUUUGCCCUUGAGCAGAUCCAGUAAAACCUUCCACCACCUCCUUUUUAUGCUCCAAAACAUGUAAAUGUUUUUCCUCCUUCUCCUCAGCUUGGGUGUUAAAAUUCCCCCAUCCCUGAGCAAGGCUGUGUGGUGCCAGCUGGAACCUGCCUGAGGCCACCACUGUCCCUUUCCUCCCGCUGUCCCCUCUGUGCCCCCACAGCCUCUUUGCUCCCUUUCCCCUCCCCAGGGGCCUCCCCAGCCCUUGCACACCCAAAUUCCCACAAGGAAUGGAGCUGCUCCCUGUUUGCCUCAGCCCUGGAGACGCCAGGACCCCGCUGGGGUCCCCCUUUUCCCCCCGGGAUGGGGCACACCCCAGCCCUGUGGCACCUCUGCUUCCCGGGGGGUUUUGGGGUGUGCAGGAACUGUUUGGAUCCUGUCUCGGUCAGCAAAGCCAGAGAGAUGACGAUGAUGAUGACGAUGACGAUGAUGAUGAUGAUGAUGAUGAUGAUUCCUCCUCAGACAGGACACCUGAUGUAAACGAGGCCCCUCCCGUGGGCACCACACUGCAGAAAUAAAGGAGAAAGCUCCAUGUCUGACCAAAACCAA